GUAGUAAUAUGCUUUUCUCUUCUCCUUUGCUUAGCACAAUCAACUUUCAUUUUCUCUCUGUAAAAUGCUGUGAAGAAAACCUUCAUUCUCUCUCUCUCUCUCUCUCUCUCUCUUCGUACCAAAAUGGCGGAACCACCACCAAACCCUAAACCUCGCCGCCUUACCCAAUGCUACCGCCACCCAAAUCUCCCUACAACCACCGGUCUUUGUGCGCCAUGUCUUCGCGAACGACUCUCUCUCCUCAACCCUUCUCCUCCAUGCGCAGAACCUUCCACUUCUUCUUCAUGCUCCGGAGUAAUUCCGGAGCUCCGGCGAUGCAAGACUUUUUCGGCAAAAAAUUGUGAUGUUGUCGGAAUGGAAGAACCUCGUCGAAGAUCUUGCGAUGUUCGCGGUCGUAACUCUCUUUCCUGUUUGUUUGAUAUCGACGAUCAUGAUAAUGUAGGGGACGCCGUCGUUUCGGUUGAAUCGAGAAAUUUAGGGUUUCUGAAGGAGGAAGAGGAAGAAAGGGAAGAAGUUGAAGUAGAAUCUGAAGUUAGGGUUUCUGAUUUUGGAAAUGUGGAUCAUGAGUUUGAGGAAUCUAAGACUAUGGAAGAGUUAAUAGAUAUUGAACUGAAAAGUAGUAAUAGUAAAAAGAAGGACUUAAAAGAAAUUGCUGGUAGUUUUUGGAUUGCUGCAUCUGUAUUUAGUAAGAAGUUUCGAAAAUGGGGGAAAAAGCAGAAGAAAGAGCGUGAGUGUAAUGAGAAUAAUGCUGGUUUGGGGGAGAUGAAGCUUGAGAAUUUGAGAGGUCGGAGAUUGAGGGACACUCAAUCAGAAGUUGGUGAAUAUGGUUUAGGAAGAAGGUCAUGUGAUACGGAUCCUCGAGGUUCAAUUGAUUUUGGGAGAGCAUCGGUUGAUUGUGGUGGAUUUGGUAGGAGGUCAUGUGACACAGAUCCUAGGUUUUCAAUUGAUUUAGGGAGGGCAUCUGUUGAUUGUGGUAGGAUAUCGUUUGAUGAGCAUGGAAGGAAUGAGUUUCAGGCUCCUAGAGUGUCUUGGGACGGGUAUUUACUCGGUGGGAGAGCUGCAUUGCCAGGUGGAAACCCGAAUGUGAAUAGUGCACCCAUAGUAUCAGUCAUAGAAAAUGCUAUGGCUACGGUGUAUGGGUUUGACAAUCGAAUGUUGAGUGAAGGGAAGAUGAAGGUGGAGAAUGGGAUUGAUAAAGAGAGGUGGAGGAAUGGGUUUGAUAGGUUUAGUUCGGUUAGGAGGGAAGCCAUGGUGGUUGAAGAUUGUGAACCGAAAGGAUUGUCAAAUGCUAGGGCUUCACCUGCUGCUAUUGGGACAUUCAAUGAGUCUAAGUUACUAAUCUCUGAGAAAGAGUUGAACGAGUGGAGGUUGAAGUCCAUUUCCACCAGGGAUGAUAACAGCUCAGAGAGCUUUGAGACAGCUUCAAAAGACCUUGCUUCGGUUUCCAGUAGUAGUAAUGGGAAUGGUUUCAAGAAAUGCCGGCAAUGGAGCAAGCUGUGGAGUAUUUGGGGUUUAUUAAACCGUAAAAAGGGCGAUAAAUUUAGGAACGAAGGUGAAAGGGAGUAUCUAGAGAACCCUGAUGCCGAAUCUAUGUACGAUAGUUCUAGGAAACUAACACGAAGCCAAAGCAAUUCGAGCUUGAGGAGCUCAUCCAUGGUAGUCGGAUCAGCUAGUGGAAUGACCGGUAGAAACGAAUCGAAGGCCAUUGUUAAGAGUAGGCAGGAAGCUGUAGUUUUAUCGAGGAAUCGAAGUGCCCGGUACUCACCUAAUCACCUUGAUAACGGUUUGCUAAGAUUCUAUUUGACACCUUUGAGGAGCCGUAGGAGAAAUAGGGUAGGUAAAAGUAGGAUGAAGAAUUCAAAAUCCUUGGCUAGAAGUGUACUAAGAUUGUAGAACUGAAACAGUAGAUCAGAGCAGUUCAUGUUGAUAUAAGAAUCUGCAGUGCAGAUCAUUUUGUAAAGACACUUGUAAUUUGUUUAAUCUUUGCUUUCAUGAUAAAAGUUACUAUUAUUACCUUGUACAACACUUUGAUGAUGCAUUUUUACAUUUACAUGAUCAAUUUGUCAAUUACUCUAUGCUAAUAAUUGUUCUUUUGUGUUG
Amaranthus tricolor (Joseph's coat) is the source of this 2100-nucleotide messenger RNA. Its product is annotated as protein OCTOPUS. The record is from RefSeq and is a predicted model, not a curated record. Lineage: Eukaryota; Viridiplantae; Streptophyta; Magnoliopsida; Caryophyllales; Amaranthaceae. The transcript has a single exon. The coding region runs from base 124 to 1893 and encodes 589 amino acids. Gene Ontology annotation, cellular component: plasma membrane.